AUGUCGAGCAGCGUCUUCGAGGUGAAGCUCUGUAGGAAAGAGAAGAUUCCACGGCGUGGUGUCUCUGCAACGUCAACCUCGCCAACCUCCGUAAUCUCGUGGUCCGAUUCGGGCUCCAAAACAACAGUCUCCUCGGCAUCAUUAGUAGUCUCCUGUUCGUCGAGCGCUGUCUCAUCAGCUUCCUCAGGCAGCUCAGGCUCGAGGGCAGUGUUGAGAGCUUCUUCCUGCUCCUCUGGGGUCUCCACUUCCUCCUCAUGGACGGUUUUUUCCUCCUCUGCUUGGUCUCGGUCCUGCUCCACUUCUUCUGUCUCUUCCGGUUCGACGGCCUCAACCUGCGGCUCCAAGGCAUAUUCCUCUGGCUCCUCCAAUUCCUCUGGUUGCUCCGCGCCGCUCUCGUCCAUGUCCAUCAUGGUACCCGACACAAAGUCUUUCAAAGAGCUCAGGAACGAGCCUGGUUCGCUAACGGGAGUUUCAUUGAACUCGACAAUUUGCUCGGAUUCGAGCUGCUCCUCUGCCUUGCCUGGGUGCUCUAGCCGCUCUCCCCGUGGCUCCACGUCUGAUUCCUCCUGUGGCUCUAACUCUGAUUUAGCCUCUGCUUCCUCCUCUUCAACAGGCACCUGUAUCGUCUCGACACCUUCUUCGACUUCGUCCACCUCUUCCGGCUCGGGUGCGGCCGCCUCUUCAGCUUCCACGGCGGAUUCCUCGUCAGAGUCCGCAGACUCCUCCAGCGGAACAUGGAUAACUGUCGUUUCAGCCUGUUCUUCCUCCUCCGACUGGGCCUCCAACUGGGCCUCCGACUCGUUAACGGCAGUCACGAACUCGGACUCGUCUUGA
Messenger RNA from Ogataea philodendri, 834 nucleotides. RefSeq lists its product as uncharacterized. The coding region runs from base 1 to 834 and encodes 277 amino acids. The transcript is spliced from 2 exons. The record is from RefSeq and is a predicted model, not a curated record. NCBI's taxonomy places the organism in Eukaryota, Fungi, Ascomycota, Pichiomycetes, Pichiales, Pichiaceae.